AUGAAUGCGGGGUCAUUAUAUCCCGCAGACAACAAAAUAGCUCGGGAUGAUCAAAUACCUGGUAGAUACCUUAUCUAUCGCAUUCCUUUAUCGUUUCAGGAAUAUGAUGAUGAUGAUGAUGAUGAGGGAUGUAAGGAUGAGCUAAUGUUCCUGAAGGGAGCAUAUGUACGCUACGUACGCUACUGGCACCGACUGCCGGUGGAGAUCUGA
This is a messenger RNA of Sclerotinia sclerotiorum 1980 UF-70, 210 nucleotides long. RefSeq lists its product with no specific name. NCBI's taxonomy places the organism in Eukaryota, Fungi, Ascomycota, Leotiomycetes, Helotiales, Sclerotiniaceae. The record is from RefSeq and is a predicted model, not a curated record. The coding region runs from base 1 to 210 and encodes 69 amino acids. The transcript is spliced from 3 exons.